AAUACACACGGUUUCUUCUAACCAAAAAAACAAAAAAAAAGGGACAACGUUGCAGACGUUCGUACAAUCCCAUCCUUGGGAUAUGGAUUUCUGGCCGGAGUUUAUGGCGACCAGCUGGGGACGAGAGUUCGUCGCCGGUGGUUUCGGAGGUGUUGCCGGAAUCAUCUCCGGCUACCCCUUGGACACCCUCAGAAUUCGCCAGCAACAGAGCUCUAAAUCAGGAUCUGCCUUCUCCAUUCUCCGGCGGAUGCUCGCCGUUGAGGGUCCCACCUCUCUCUACAGAGGCAUGGCUGCGCCUUUGGCCUCCGUCACUUUUCAGAAUGCUAUGGUAUUCCAGAUUUACGCCAUAUUCUCUCGCUCCUUUGAUUCCUCUGUUCCUCUGGAAGAGCCUCCUUCCUACAGAGGCGUUGCUCUUGGAGGUGUUGCCACCGGUGCUGUCCAGAGCCUCUUGCUCACCCCUGUCGAGCUCAUCAAGAUUCGUCUCCAGCUUCAGCAGAGCAAGUCUGGUCCCGUCACCUUGGCCAAGAGCAUCCUUAGGAGUCAGGGCCUCAAGGGGCUUUACAAAGGCCUCACCAUCACUGUGCUCCGAGAUGCUCCCGCUCAUGGCCUCUACUUCUGGACCUAUGAGUACGUCAGAGAAAGGCUUCACCCCGGCUGCCGAAAGACCGGACAAGAAAACCUCAGGACCAUGCUGGUCGCUGGUGGCCUUGCUGGAGUGGCCAGCUGGGUCGCUUGUUAUCCUCUUGAUGUCGUCAAGACCAGACUGCAACAAGGUCAUGGGGCUUACGAGGGCAUUGCCGAUUGUUUUCGCAAGAGCGUCAAACAGGAAGGCUAUACCGUUCUCUGGCGUGGCCUUGGCACUGCAGUUGCCAGGGCCUUUGUGGUCAACGGUGCUAUCUUUGCCGCUUAUGAGGUCGCCUUGCGGUGUUUAUUCACUCAAUUGCCAUCCCCUGAUCCUGAUGUUGUCAAAGGAGAGUGAGUGAGUAAAGGGCAAAGAAGAUUCAUUAGUUGCAGCCUGGACCUGUGAAUGUAGUUAAAUAUUAGCACAUAGUUUGAGAUGGAUAUGGAUUGCAUUCGUCUAACAAAUCUGACUCGCUUUA
This is a messenger RNA of Arabidopsis arenosa, 1100 nucleotides long. The record is from the annotation of a GenBank genome assembly. Lineage: Eukaryota; Viridiplantae; Streptophyta; Magnoliopsida; Brassicales; Brassicaceae.